CGUACAGCACAGAAACAGGCCCUUCGGCCCAACUCAUCUGUGCUGACCGUCCUAUUGGCUGUUCCUGGGAACCCAUUCCUCCAGUUGGCCGACCAGAUGAACUGCGAAUAUUAAACCUCUCUCUGUACUUGAUUGAAGCUGGUGAACGUGAUGUCACAAUGGGGCGCCGUGGCGUCUCCGGGCAACCGUUGGGUAGCAGCAGCUGGGGGGGUGAUGGAGAGGCUCCACCCUUUGGGGGUCCCGAGGGUCCGGAGGAUGUUGCUGGUGGAGGAGGCUGCAGGGACCAGGGACGAGGGGAAGCCCCAUCCUCACGAUCUGGUGCUGGUCGUAGUCUCCGUCAUGAGCUCUCUCCUCAUCGUACGAGCUCUCCCGUGCGUCACCGCCAGGUGGAAGAGGUGGAGGGAGAGGUGCGACCAGCGAGGGCUUGGCUUGGCGGGGUCUCAGCCGUGGAAACUCUGCCCCACUUCCCUGCCGUCUGUCGGACACCCGGCAGUUCCCUGUUCCCUAACCUCAGGCGGUCACCUCCGGCCCGGUGGGGGCAAGGAGACGUCUGGGGGUCAGCCCCCAACUGUCUGGAUCUCCCCUGUGACUGCCGAGGUGUCCACAGCUGACGGGCAUCCCCGCUGCCCCCUCCCCAAGGGGACCCCCCUUCCUGCCUUCAAUCCCCCAGCAAGCGACUCCAAGGACUUACUGCCCCUGCCCUUGGCUGACUUGCCCCUAUCGGCAGCUGUUUCCCCCCUCCCUGUCCCACUAGGUGCCCGAUUCCCGGCCACGCCAUCGGAGCCCGCCGUCUUUGACCUUGGGCAGCCCGGAGAUCCAGGGGUGAAGCUGCCUUGCAUUCCGGGAGGAAGGAGAUGUCUGUUGGAGUGGGAUGCCCUGGACAGGACACGCCAAGGCUGCCCCGUGUCGGACUCUAGUCUGGGUACUCUGGGUGUGCCUGGCUCCUGGUCUAGCUCUGCCACCCUUGUGGAAGGGGCAGUGGGCCCGGUGAUACCUCCUCAGUCGGUUCCAGCCAAUGGAGAACAGGUUCCAACUGCCCGACGGACCCCAUCGUCCCAGCAGACCCUGUGUCCAGAAGAAAGACAGGAAGGUCCCACCUGUUGGAACGGCGUGCCGUCACUAAUGCUGCGCGCAGCCAAGCCCAGUAGGUGGUCGAUCCGAGGGCUUUCCUCAGGGCCCAGAGCCAAUCCAGGAGCUGGCAAACAGGACAGGCUGUGCCCCUCGGUAGCCAGAGGUGACCGGCCCCUCGACCCUUCCCACUUCCCCAGCUCCCCCCGUCUUCCCGGCAGGCCGCAGGUCGAGGAUCCUUCGCCAAGGAGCUGCUGGAGCCCCCAGCAGCAACCCCCUGCCAGAUCGAGUCUGUUCCUGCCUGGGUGCAGUCUGGGGCUGUCCUCUCCUCUUCAGAACCAGGAGCCACCCGAUGAAUUCGUUGAGAUCGCUCUUGACGAGGCAUUCCCCGCAAAUCCCAAAAGGCUUCCCGAGAGCAGGGCAUGGACAGAGCCGCUGUUGGAAUUCUGGAGCAAGUUACUCCCAACCUCCAUCCUCAACUGUUUCCGCCAGGCGCAUGAGAUCCAGGGUCCUGGAGGGAAGAGUCAGGCUAAAACCCACAGCGACACCCCAAGGGUUUGGGUUGAGCCAGGAACACGUGGACUGGGAGCUGGAGACUUGUGGGGCAGGGUUCUGACCCUCUCUUGCUCUGAGCACACCCCGCUACCGUGGGGUAAAUCCUUCACCGACCUCUUGUUCCAAGAGUUAUUCAAACCCACCACAGUGACCAAGGAGGGGCAGACGGUAACUCCCAGGGGGUUGGAGGCUGAUGGGGAAUCGGACCCUGGCUUCCUGUCCAUCAACAUCAACACAGACCCAGUGAUGACCCCUGGCAGCGGGGCUGACCUUGGCCAACCAGGUGAAGCAGACGGCCCUUCCCGUAAGACCAUUCAGCCCAUCAAGUCUGCUCUGCCAUUCAAUCAUGGCUGAUUUUUUUCUUCAAACCCAUUCUCCCAUCUUCUCCCCGUUACCCUCAACUCCCUUCCCAAUCCAGAAUCUGCCUUAAACACACCCAAUGACUUGGCCUCCACAGCCGUCUGUGGCAAUGAAUUCCACAGAUUCACCGCCCUCUGGCUGAAGAAAUUCCUCCUCAUCUCAGUUCUAAAGGGACGUCCCUUUAUUCUGAGGCUGUGCCCUCGGAUCCCGGACUCUCCCACUGAUGGAAACAUCCUUUCCACGUCCACUCUGUCCAGGCCUUUCAGUAUCCGGGAGGUUUCAACGAGAUCCCCCCUCGUCCUUCCGAACUCCAUUGACAUCAAACGCCCCUCGUACGUUAACCCUUUCAUCCCUGGGAUCGUUCUUGUGGAAACCUGCUCUGGACCCUGUCAUCCUCCCUGAAUAAAUCCUGUUUGUGUCACUGAG
Pristis pectinata (smalltooth sawfish) is the source of this 2409-nucleotide messenger RNA. RefSeq lists its product as uncharacterized. The record is from RefSeq and is a predicted model, not a curated record. The transcript is spliced from 3 exons. Lineage: Eukaryota; Metazoa; Chordata; Chondrichthyes; Rhinopristiformes; Pristidae. The coding region runs from base 151 to 1977 and encodes 608 amino acids.